Messenger RNA from Lycium barbarum (goji berry), 1578 nucleotides. RefSeq names its product organic cation/carnitine transporter 3-like. Gene Ontology annotation, cellular component: membrane. The record is from RefSeq and is a predicted model, not a curated record. Bases 1 to 1578 code for a protein of 525 amino acids. NCBI's taxonomy places the organism in Eukaryota, Viridiplantae, Streptophyta, Magnoliopsida, Solanales, Solanaceae. Gene Ontology annotation, molecular function: transmembrane transporter activity. The transcript has a single exon. Gene Ontology annotation, biological process: transmembrane transport.
AUGGCUGAUUCAACUCCUCUACUCUCAACUUCUCCUUCAACCAAGAAUUACCAAGAUCAAGAAUUUCCAAAGCUAAAUGAUCAUUCUUCACUUGAAGAAAUAAUAGAGCCAUUUUUUGGGAGUUGUGGAAUUGCAUGGCCACAAAUCUUGCAAGUCAUGCUUGUUUCUCUGGCUUGUUUCUUUGAGGCUCAACAAAUAUUUAUCACAAUUUUUACUGAUGCAAUCCCAUCAUGGCAUUGCACAACACUUAAUAACACAAGUUGCAACCCAAAGUCUAAUGUGUGUCAACUUUCUUACACAGAAUGGAAUUGGGAUAAGCCUAUUUACACAUCCAUUGUAUCUGAAUGGUCACUUCAUUGUUCUGAUAAUCCUAUACUACAAGGCCUUCCAGCUUCAUCUUUUUUCAUGGGAUGCUUGCUUGGUGGCCUAGUUCUUGGUAUGUUAGGUGACACGAUUGGUCGAAAAACUAUGUUGUUUUUCGGGUGUUUGAUAAUGUCAAUGGCUUCAAUAUUCAUUGCUUUCUCUAACAACAUUUGGAUGUACUCAGCCUUGAGAUUUCUAAGUGGAUAUGGCCGCGCAGCGAUUGGAUCCUGUGUUCUUGUGUUAUGUUCUGAGAGUGUCGCUAUAAAAUAUCAAGGCCAAGUGGGAACUAUAGGAUUCUUUAUGUCUACAUUUGGAUUUGUGUCAAUACCAGGUUUGGCUUAUUUUAGUAGGAAUUACUCAUGGAGGGUACUUUAUCUUUGGACUUCUCUUCCAGCUAUAGUUUAUUGUUUGUUACUACAAUUUUGUGUUUAUGAGUCACCAAGAUGGCUUCUUUCAAAAGGGAAAGUUAGAGAGGCUUACGCAAUCCUCAAUACGUUCAUUGCACCUUAUUUCAAGAACCAAAUUUUAAAUCUUGAUCACAAGAAGUUGAAUAUUACUACUAGUGGUUCUAAUCAACCACUACUCAAGAUUUUGUUGAGGAAAAGAUGGAUUCUUGGACAGCUAUUGCUAGCUUUGGCAGCUGGUUUUGGCAUUGGAUUGAUGUACUAUGGCAUGCCAUUAGGACUUGGAAAUGGCAACUUUAGCUUAAAUCUCUACUUGAGUACUGGACUAAACGCGUUGCUAGAGUUACCAGCAUUCUUGAUAGUCUUUUUCUUGGUAGAAAAAUGCAAGAGGAGAAGCACUCUAGUUGGACUAAUUAUUUUAUCAGGUGUUUGUGGCAUGUUAUGCAUGAUGGCUGGCGAAUGGAAGAUCUUACAGCUAGUAUUGGAGUUAACUUCAUUUUUCAGUGCUUGUACUGCAUUUGAUCUAUUGCUGAUAUACACUGCAGAGUUGUUCCCUACUAGCAUAAGGAAUGCCACUGUGUCAAUUGUCUGGCAGGCUGUGGUGCUCGGGGGUGUGGUGAGUCCGGUUAUGGUUGAUGCAGGAGGCGAUAGAAACAAGAUUUUACCAUAUUUGGUGCUUGGAAUUAUGACAUCAAUUGCAGGGUCAUUGGUCAUUUUUCUGCCAGAAACAAAGGGAUUGGAGAUUUCUAACAAGAUAGAAGAUCAAGAACAAGAAGGUAUUGAACAACCUUAUGUGAUGAAUGGAGUGUGA